Messenger RNA from Toxotes jaculatrix (banded archerfish), 2526 nucleotides. It is a transcript of the gene zfyve27, whose product is annotated as zinc finger, FYVE domain containing 27. Bases 309 to 1559 code for a protein of 416 amino acids. Gene Ontology annotation, molecular function: metal ion binding. Gene Ontology annotation, biological process: neurotrophin TRK receptor signaling pathway; protein localization to plasma membrane; endoplasmic reticulum tubular network formation. NCBI's taxonomy places the organism in Eukaryota, Metazoa, Chordata, Actinopteri, Toxotidae. The record is from RefSeq and is a predicted model, not a curated record. Gene Ontology annotation, cellular component: growth cone membrane; endoplasmic reticulum tubular network. The transcript has 13 exons.
CGGACGUUGUUAGAACAAGACGCAGCUAACAAAGCUAGCUGCGAUAAGCAGCCGUCCAUAAACAACAUAGCUGAUUUACCUAACGGGUUUCUCCUUAGACAAACGCACACUGACUUGCUUUGAGAGGUUAAUGGUCGUGCAGGAUCGCAGGCUGCUGUCAUGUUGAUCGGGCCGGUUGAAUUUGGAGGCUCUUCCUUCCUCUGGGCUGAUGAUGUCGGUGGGACUCGCUAGUUUCGCCUGAGCUCCUCUCAGCACCGCUACUGUUUCACAAGCAGGCUGUUGUUGGACUGUCAGCUCGGGGAACGACGAUGCACAUUACUGGAGCGUCCCAGGACCCUUCUCAGGGUACAGGGGAACGGGGGGAGCUGGUACACACAUUGUCCAAAGAGACCCCCGGGUCUCCAGAUGCCUCUGAGUUAGGGAGUCCACGGUGUAUACCAAACUUUGACCUCCUCAACAUGGUCGUGUCCUAUAAGAGAAUGGCUCUGUUUCUAGAACCAGUUGCAGAUGCACUGGAGCUGAGCCGCUUCUUGCUCGGAUGGAAGAUGCCCCUGUGCUCUCUGCUGGUCUGUAUAUUCCUUAAUGUCUUCUUCUGCACUGUUAAUGAAGUGGGUUGGUUCUCAGUGGGUGUGGUGGCAGUGUCGGUGCCAGCUGCCUUGGGUUACCUGCAGGACAGGUGUGGGGGCAGAGCCUCAGAAGCUGAGCUCCAGAGGAAGCGCUAUCACGCCGUGCACCGCAGAGACCUGCAGACUGUGCAUCUCACCAAACAAGAGGCCAUGCUGGAAGUAAAAGACCUGCUGAAGCACCUGGAUGACAUGCUGUCCUCUGCCUGUCAGACUGCAGAAGCUAUUUACAAGGUCCUGUACUGGGAUAAUCACACCAAGUCAUCAAGGUUCUAUGGAGGGAUGUUAAUAGUGGCGUGUCUGCUCUAUGUUGCUCCCGUGGGCUGGGUGCUAGCUGGGCUCAACAGCACCAUCUUCCUGUGGAACAGAGACUUCUGCAGAGUUUUGUUGGACCUUAGGAAGUUCUUCCACGUGGGCCAGACCAAGGCCUCAGAGGGGUUGUGUGAGGAACAGGAACAAGGCAACUUGCUGGACAGGACCCCCACACCAACUAGUCUGGAGGACCUGUCUCCCGGGAGUGUGGAGGAAGCGGAGGAAGCAGAGCCUGAUGAUGAAUUUAAGGAUGCCAUUGAGGAACAUUCAAUUUCCCUGCAGGAGGAUGAUGACGGGCCUCUUGGAGCCCCGGAGUAUGACACCAUCUCUGAGAAUGGUCUCUUGAGCCGCAACGAACCAAUACGCAGCAAGGUGUCCAAACUGACAGAGAAGCUGCGUAAACGUUACCCCACCACCAGCACAGGCAACUGUUCGAGCUGCAAUGCCGUCUUCUCAGUGCUGAAGAAAAGGAGGAACUGCAGUAACUGUGGCAACAGCUUCUGUUCUCGAUGCUGUUCUUUUAAGGUGCUGAGAUCUUUCAUGGGGGCAACAGCUCCAGAGGCCCAGAGAGAGACCGUGUUUGUUUGUGCUGCCUGUAAUUCUUCUCUCAUCAAGGCACAAUGAGAUGAAAUGUCGGUUUUGUCUCCCAGUGGACAGUGGGAGGUCAUUCGCUGUUCGCCCCACCCCCAGCCCUUCACCAAGUUACUGAAGCCCUCACACAUGCCUUGGUUUUCAUGUUAAGGCGCUUAAUAUCUGUCAAGAGACCUCCUGCGUUGACCUCCAAGACCCCACUUUUCCAGUUACAUCCCUCCUUAAAUACUUGUGAUGAUUAUGGGACUUCUACUGUAAUAUGUUACAUAUUUCCUGUUUCAACUCUCAAUGAAUAACUGGACCUUCUGAAUCAAUGAGACUUAAUACAGGGCAUAAUGGCUCCAAAAAUCAAAGGACCUUGGUUUUUUUUUUCCUUGUGCUGAGCAGAGGGACGUACAGGGUGGUGUCAGGUGAGGUGAUACAAAUAAUCAGAUUUGAUGUCAGUGGUUUUGAUUUUACUUGCUCUGCCUCGCCACAAAGUUGAGUACACUUGAAUGUUGAUAUCUUCAGCCCUGUGUAGCAGCUGUACUGUAACGCUGAGAGGACUUGUCUGUACGACUGAGGCUGGCAUAGUAAUAUUCAUUUGGAUAAAUCUGGCGUAUUUUCAGAUUGGUGAUGAAUAUGAUGUUGUGAGCUGGGCAGUGUCCUCCAAACAAAACUGAAUUUGGUUUGUUUGGAUGAACAAAAUAAUGGAUGUAGUACCAAAAGAAGCUCUGAAUUUGGCCUUGUUUGCUGCAGUGUGUGCAGGCCAGCUAUCUAAACUUCUUUCAGACUCGUUUGUGGACCUGUAGCCGGUCGGCAAUGUCAUAUCAUGUGAUUAGUUCUGGGUUUGUCCAACUUUUUGAGGCCAGUGAUUUUGGUUUACUUGAUGUUUUAAUAAUUGCACCUGCUUCCACUGCAGCCCACGCUACCCUACACUCCUCCUGUGGGUAUGCACAUUAUUUACCAGACCUCAAGUCCAGAAGUAAACUUUGAUAAUUUUGUGACAUCAAACUGAAAA